CUAUAAGCUACACCGACAUCCUCGCGACCAGCAAAGAGAGACGUUCCCAUUUACAGCAGCAAUACCACUUCCUGUGUCAGUGCACACGCUGUAGCACUGAGGACAAGGACUGUGACAUGCUGGCUGGAGAGAAGACGGCAUGGACGUCCUUAAGAGACGCCAUCCCUCACCUGGAGCAGCUUCAGUCGGAGCAGCGUAUCCUUCACAGCCGAAUCAGGGGCUGGGAGGAGCUGCUGAAAGAGAGCCAGGCUUUUUUGCACAGAUACGCAGAUGUCGUCCCGGACAGGAACAUCUAUGUGCUCAGGCUGCUGGAUCUGGCCAUGGAUGCUUGCAUUAGUCUGGACGACUAUGAGACGGCGCUGGAGUAUGGCAGCAGAGCUCUGGAAUCUUACAAAUUGUACUACAGUGAUCCUCAUCCGUCCAGAGCGGUGGAGCUGCUGCGGGUGGGGAAGCUGCAGCACUACCAGGGCAGACUGGAGGAGGCUCAGGGGAGCUUCACACAGGCCUAUGACAUCAUGAAGGUGACCCACGGGACGGCUCACGCCCUGACUAAUGAGGUGAGCAGAAAACUGAGCGAGUGCCAGGCUGAGCUGGGUCGAGUCUAGGCUGAUGUGUGCCAUCAUACAGAGAGUGACUGCUGCAGUCCCGCCACAGCCCCAAACUCCUCUCCGACAAUACAAUCAAUACGCAAAUGGGAUGUUUCUGGAUGGUUGUGUCUGCCACCUGCUUUUGUGCCGCUGUGUAUCAAACCAGCUGCUUUAGAAUUCAACUGAAAAAAUAAGAAUAUUUUUCUCUGCUUCUACUCUGCUUGCCAGAGGGAAAAAUCUACAUUACUCUGCUGUGCUUUUUCAGUCCAUUUCAGAUUGCUCAUCCCAUUUCAGAUUCGUUUUUUGUGGAAUUCAUUCCACUUUUUUCUAUUCUGAAUUUUUUGCAAUAAUGACAGAGUUCAACUUGCUGUCCCCUUCACUUUUAACACUCAAUCCAAAGUAUAGUAUAUAUUAUUCAAAAGAAAGUCCUACAUCUAGGUAUUUUGACCCCAAAUUAGUGGUUG
This is a messenger RNA of Sinocyclocheilus grahami, 1051 nucleotides long. Its product is annotated as histone-lysine N-methyltransferase SMYD3-like. The transcript is spliced from 5 exons. The record is from RefSeq and is a predicted model, not a curated record. Gene Ontology annotation, molecular function: protein binding. Bases 117 to 605 code for a protein of 162 amino acids. NCBI's taxonomy places the organism in Eukaryota, Metazoa, Chordata, Actinopteri, Cypriniformes, Cyprinidae.